AUGCUGGUCUUUGUAUUUUCAGAUCAAGUGGAAACACUUGGUUUGUUGCACGAUGUUGAAACUGAUUUGUUUCGUGCUCAAGAACCAGAAACAUCAAAUAUGGAAAUAGAAAGCAUUGCUGAUCCAUCAUUAAAUUCUCUUGUAUUAUCGAAUGUAUCAAAUUCUGAAAAAGUCAAAUGGAGCAUCGACCCAGUUGAAGCAUUAAAGAAUCCACAUGUAAUACUAGCACGUCUUUUAUCAAAAUGUAAACAAAUUCUUUUGUCAACAUCACCAAUCAUAACGAAAACGUGCUGGAAUCGUCGUUUUGGUGGGGAUGGAAAUUUAUGUUUAUCAGCUAUAAAGUUAUUGAUGACGGCAGAUUUAUUAGAAGAAGGCAAUUUUGUAACUAGUACUACUAAUACAUAUGUUAGUUGGAUGAAGAAAUUGCCAUCUGUUACGAAUAAUAUUUCGGAUACAUUAGAAUUUCAACAAAUGAAACUAAAUAUCUUUAAUGUUACAUGGCAACAAUAUGCAUCGUCAUUCAAGGAAGCAACAUUUGGUCAUAGUAACAGAUUCUCAUUUGUAUCACCAGAAGCAGCUGAAAUUCUUCGAAGUAAACCAUAUAGUGAUAUUGGCUUUAUACUUAAUGAGUCAGCUGUUCUAACAAAAAAAGGUAAAUGCAUAUUAGCGGCGGCGCCAGGAAUUUUGAACUGA
This is a messenger RNA of Rotaria sp. Silwood2, 693 nucleotides long. The record is from the annotation of a GenBank genome assembly. Lineage: Eukaryota; Metazoa; Rotifera; Eurotatoria; Philodinida; Philodinidae.